CACCAGGCCCACAGCAUGACAGCACCACCACCAUGCUUGUUCAGGAGUUUUGUUGCUUUCUGUCUCCAUAAACUGAAAAUCAUUAGAUCAGAACAAAAUGUCUCCAUAACGCUCCUCUUCCUCUUCUUGUCUCAACCAUUUUAUUUCCAAUCCUGGUUUCAAACGCAGAACCCCCCUCCUCCUCGCUCGCCCCCUCCCCCUCGCUCGCCCCCUCCCUCUCUCCGAUGCAUUGCCGCCUUAACCCUUCUCUCCAUCCUCCCCCACACCGCCUCUCUCUGUCAGUACGAGGAAGCAGCGGAGGACGAGGAGGACGAGGAGCUGAUGCAGGAGAGCGCCAAGCGUUCCCGGCGCAGCGGCAUCCUCCGUCGCCCCGGAGACCGCUGGAUGCUGCGCGGCCCCCUGGAGUACGUCCCCCCCGCCAGCGUGGAGGUCCUCCUGAAGCAGCGCGCCAUCCCAUUGGAUGAGAACGAGGGCAUCUACGUCCGGGACAUCAAGACUGGAAAGGUGCGUGCAGUGAUCGGACACACCUACAUGCUGAACCAGGACGAGGAGCUGUGGGAGAAGGAACUUCCUGCCAACGUGGAGGCGCUGCUGGCGACCCGCCGCGACCCGCUGGCCGACCGCUCCAGUCACCGCGGCGGCGAGGAUGGUCGGCCGAGGGACAAGACGCGCGUGGUGACCUUCAGGGUCCCCCACAACGCCGCCGUGCAGGUCUACGACUACCGGGAGAAGAAGGCCAGGGUGGUGUUCGGACCCGAGUUGGUGAUGCUGGGGCCGGACGAGCAGUUCACCAUUCUGUCGCUGUCCGGGGACAAACCCAAACGGGCCAACGUCAUCAAGGCCAUCUGCCUGCUGCUGGGGCCCGACUUCUGCACCGACAUCAUCAUCAUAGAAACGGCCGACCACGCCCGUCUGCAGCUGCAGCUGGCCUACAACUGGCACUUUGACGUGAAGAUCCCAGCAGAACCGGCCGCUGCUGCGGCGCUGUUCUCCGUCCCGGACUUCGUGGGCGACGCCUGUAAAGCCAUCGCCUCUAAAAUCCGAGGCGCCGUCGCCUCGGUCCAGUUUGACGACUUCCACAAGAACUCGAACCGGAUCAUCUGCUCGGCCGUGUUCGGCUUCGAUGAGAAGCUGGCUGUGCGUCCCAACCUGCGCUUCGCCCAGAACAACCUGGUGAUCAGCAGUGUGGACAUCCAGUCUGUGGAGCCCGUGGACCAGAGGACCAGAGACGCCCUGCAGAAGAGCGUCCAGCUGGCCAUUGAGAUCACCACCAACUCCCAGGAGGCGGCGGCCCGACACGAGGCGGAGCGCCUGGAGCAGGAGGCCAGGGGCAAGCUGGAGAGGCAGAAGAUCACCGACCAGGCCGAGGCCGAGCGGGCCCGCAAGGAGCUGCUGGAGCUGGAGGCGCUGAGCGCCUCGGUGGAGAGCACCGGAGCGGCCAAAGCCGAGGCCCAGUCCCAGGCCGAGGCGGCGCGGAUCCGGGGUGAGGCCGCCGUCAACGAGGCCAAACUGAAAGCCGAAGCCCAGCGCAUCGAGGCGGAGGCGGAGCUCCAGCGGCUGUCUAAGGCGCGGGAACAGGAACUGGGCUACAAGAAGGAGCUGGACCGUCUGGAGGUGGAGAAGCAGGAGCGUCUGGCUCAGCUGGACAGUCAGCGCUUCAGGCAGAUGAUGGAGAGUCUGGGCAGCGACACGCUGAAGGAGAUCGCCCGGGCCGGGCCAGAACUGCAGGUGAAGAUGCUGCAGUCUCUGGGUCUGAAGUCCACUCUGAUCACUGACGGCUCGUCGCCCAUCAACCUGUUCACCACCGCUAACGGCCUGCUGGGGGCGCUGCCCGGACCGGGCCCGGCCCAGUGAGCUCAGAUACCGUCCGCUCGGACCAUUAGUGACGUGAUUGGACCAACCGCCUUCUUCUUCCUGAGGAAACCCAACAGAACCGUUAGUGGGCCUGCUGCUGCUGAACCGGGGCUCCUGCUCCUGUUCUGGUUCUGCUGCAUCAGAACCAGAACUAGCCGGGUUCUGAUGAUGUUCUGCCUUACAGCCAGCUGUCACUGCUCCGAAGGAAUAAAAAACUGACAUGUUUCAACUGGA
Molecule: messenger RNA, 2088 nt
Organism: Poecilia latipinna (sailfin molly)
Lineage: Eukaryota; Metazoa; Chordata; Actinopteri; Cyprinodontiformes; Poeciliidae
Gene: mvp
Product: major vault protein
Exons: 10
Coding region: 16-1854 (612 amino acids)
Cellular component (GO): nucleus; cytoplasm
Source: RefSeq, a predicted model, not a curated record